This is a messenger RNA of Eutrema salsugineum, 896 nucleotides long. RefSeq lists its product as uncharacterized. The record is from RefSeq and is a predicted model, not a curated record. The transcript is spliced from 4 exons. Lineage: Eukaryota; Viridiplantae; Streptophyta; Magnoliopsida; Brassicales; Brassicaceae. The coding region runs from base 239 to 640 and encodes 133 amino acids.
UAAUAAGCUUCUUUUUCUUGACGGAUGAUAAUGAUCAUCAUGGUGAUGGUCAUGAUGAUGACGGCUCCACUAUCUCAAAAACCUAAUCCCUUGUAGCAUUAUGUAUAUAUAUAGCCCCAUUGAGGUCUUCUUGUAAACUAUACAAACCUUACAGAACUAUCCUCUUCUUCAAUCUAGUUCUCUUACAUAAGAAGAAUCUGUUUCCAAUUGACUAGAGUGUAGGCUUUAACAUCUAUUAAUGGAGGGUAAAGGACGAGUCGGAUCACCAACUUCUUCUUCUUUCACCACCGAACUAUUUGGCUCUAAAGAUCCUUCGCCGCCAUCUUCUUCCUCCGGAAUCUUUUCUUCCAUUUUCCCACAUCCCUCCAAGGGCGUUGCAAGAGAUGGUCAAAGCUCCAAACAUGGCUCACAAGCUCAACGUAGAGAAUCUUCAACUGCGCAAGAAGACAGAGUUGAGCCAUGUCAUCUAAGCUCUUCUCUUUACUACGGUGGUCAAGACGUAUACUCUCGAUCCACCACCAACCAAACUUACCCAACAGUUAAAAACGAGCGUCGAAGAAGCGGAGAAGACGAUGCUAAUGGACAGAACUCGCAAGAUGUUUCAAGAGGAAACUGGUGGCAAGGUUCUCUUUAUUACUAAAAACCACUUCCUUCACUUUCUUUGUAAAUCUCACCAGAAACACAUGAAGCUCCAGCCAAAGUACUAAUAUCUACCGAAUCGAGACUUUGUAUAAAUAAGUUUAUACCGGAGGGAAAAAAAAGUUUACUAGGAGAUUUCGAAGAUUAAAAGAUAAUAUCAAAGAGAUCUCCUGGUAAAGGUGUCUUAAAUAGAUUUGUCUAAUUACUCUAGUACUUGUUAUAAUCAACUCUAUCAAUAUUUACUCUGCUUUCCUCUG